AUGAAGACAAUAUGGGAAUGUGUUAAACAUUUCGGAUAUCUCUUCUAUAUUGUAGAUCCAAAAGAGGCUUCAUAUGAAAACGUGGAUUCAGUGCCCGAUUAUAUAACACAAGUCAUCCCAUAUUUUGUGACUCUUAUACUUAUUGAACAAAUUAUAACUUUCGUUAAAAGCUAUCGUCUCAUCCGAAUCAAUGAUGCAAUUGCUUCGCUCUCACAGGGAAUUCUCAUGGAAUUGUCAAAAGCAUUAUUCAAAGGCUUAGCCUUAAUGUCUUACAUUUAUAUUUAUCGAAAUUGGAGGAUAUGUUCACUGAAUUGGCAGAACACAAGCACAUGGAUUAUAGCCUUUAUUGCUGUUGAUUUUGGCUUUUAUUGGAUUCACCGGUUCACUCAUGAAAUAAACGUGUUAUGGGCCGCACAUCAGGUUCAUCAUAGCUCUCAAGAGUAUAACCUGACCACAGCUUUAAGACAAUCGGUUCUCCACCUACUCUUCCAAUAUAUGUUCUAUAUGCCACUGGCAGUGGUCAUACCCCCGACCACUUUCCUCGUUCACAAUCAGUUCAAUGUUCUCUACCAGUUCUGGAUUCACACACAACUCAUCCAAACAAUAGGUCCCUUAGAGUACAUAUUGAAUACUCCGAGUCAUCAUCGCGUACAUCACGGACGAAACAAGUACUGUAUUGACAAAAAUUAUGGAGGAGUUCUCAUUAUAUGGGACCGACUUUUUGGCACUUUUCAAAUGGAAAGGCAUUACAUUUCUUAUGGCUUAACCAAGAACAUCAAUACUUUUAAUCCAUUCACUAUUCAAAUGCAUCAUUAUUUUACUAUUUUUCAUAAGUUUAACAAAGUUAGAGGUUUUCGAAACAAAAUCAACUGUUUGUUUGCCGGUCCGGCCUGGGAUGUGGACGCACCCAAUGACACCGAUUUUCAUGAUUAUGAAACACCUAAUGAAUCGGGCUAUUAUUUGCUCGCUUUUUAUUUGCCUUUCAUUGACUUCAUUUGGUUUUAUAAUGGAUUGCAAGAAAUGGUCCAAAUAUUUUGA
Messenger RNA from Oppiella nova, 1038 nucleotides. The record is from the annotation of a GenBank genome assembly. NCBI's taxonomy places the organism in Eukaryota, Metazoa, Arthropoda, Arachnida, Sarcoptiformes, Oppiidae.